Molecule: messenger RNA, 1721 nt
Organism: Tupaia belangeri chinensis (Chinese tree shrew)
Lineage: Eukaryota; Metazoa; Chordata; Mammalia; Scandentia; Tupaiidae
Gene: KISS1
Product: KiSS-1 metastasis suppressor
Exons: 3
Coding region: 1191-1619 (142 amino acids)
Biological process (GO): positive regulation of cytosolic calcium ion concentration; G protein-coupled receptor signaling pathway
Molecular function (GO): kisspeptin receptor binding
Source: RefSeq, a predicted model, not a curated record
CGGUGCGGCAGGGCAGCCUGCCGCAGGUGCCAUUCCACAUGGCUACACGGUGGCCCGUGAAGGCCGGGCCUGCACUCCUCACCUGUUGUUUUCAUUCUGUUUUAUUUCAUUUCUUUUUCCCCUGGAGUUUCAUCAUCCUUAUCUCGUAAGUGUGAUAAUGUGUGUGCAAGCCGCAGUUAGCAGUGAGCGUGCCCGAGGAGCUUCUCAACCCCUAGCCAUGGCCCCUCCCAGCGCCCACCAGGCAGAGCAUGCUGGGGAGUUCCUGUCUGAGGGUAGAGACGUAGCCCCACAUAGCGCCAUCAGAGACCCCCCAUCUGAGAGAGAAAACGGACCCGGUCCUGGGGAGCCCCUGUCUGAGGGUGGAGAGACAAGGCUCACCUACAAAGCAGGCCCUCAGUAAAUGCAGACCAAGUGAGCAAUGGAGUGGUGCCAGGUGCAGGGGAGGCCGACCCGGCCCAGCGCCCCCACAGAGCACAGCACGAUUACAUGUGUGGUGGUGGGACGGGGGGGGCUCCCAGCAGCCUCCUCCUGGAUGUCACUCCUCGUUCAAGCGCUUCCCAGUACACCAACUUCUAGAGCCACCACCUGAUUCUCCUCUCCGAGCUGCUCACACACCGGGUCGCCCUCUGACCUCGUCACAGCAGGUUCUCAAAACCCUGUGCUGGGGAAAUGGCUGCAGGAAAAAGAGAGCCCAGGGGCUGCCCCUGCCAGGUGGGAAUUAGGGGUACCAGGUCCCACGGGCCCUUCCCCUCCCCGCCUCCACCAUGCCCCACCAGGGUUCACAGCUCCUGUGGGGGAGGGAGCAACACAUUCGGCCCUGACCCCUCCCCUUAGCCCUUUCUAAACCAUUUGGGGCAGAGUGGGUCGCGUAGGGAGUGGGUGGAGAAGGAGGGAAGGAUGCAGUGGAAAUGAGCAAGCCGGCCUUGGGGGAGAGGGAGGCUGGCUUCAGUCAUGAGAGCCAAGAGGGGAGCAGCGUGUGAGGAGGGAGAGGGAGGCCGAGGUGGGCUGAUGCCUGAGACGUCACUGUCACCCAGGCUUUAUAAAAAGGACCUGGGAGGGAGCUAGCCAGAGUGAGCCCAGGAGCCCAGUGCCCCUCCUCUGGGUGUCCACCUGGCUGGGGACCCCGCCGGCCACCCACCGAGCCAGGACUGAGCCAAGGGCACCUCUAGGACCUGCCUCUUCUCACCAGGAUGAACUCACUGGUUUUGUGGCACCUACUGCUUUUAUUCUGGGCCACCUCCCUCGGGAAGUCAUCAGAAACGGAGGCACCUGUGGCAGAUCCUAGACCCACAGGCCAGCGCCUGGCACCCCUGGCUCUCCGGGCCCCCUGGGAGCAGAACCUGCGCUGCGCCGCCCCGAGAAAACACGCUCGCUCCGGCCCGCGCCCCCGAGAGGCUUCGCUGUGCCCGCUCCCCGAGAGCUCCGCGGGUCCCCAGCGGCCCGGCCUGUGCGCUGCCGGCAGCCGCCUGAUCCCGGCUCCCCGGGGCGCGAUGCUGGUGCAGCGUGAGAAGGACUUGUCGGCCUACAACUGGAACUCCUUCGGCCUGCGCUAUGGCAAGCGGCACGCGGAGCCCGGCCGCCCUGAAGGUGCAGGUGCCGGCCGCGAACUUCUCACCUAGCGGGAGAAGUCAGUGCCUGCGAGGCUCGGCUCGGGCUGGAGCUCGGAAACAGGGCGGCGGGAGGGGGGGCCAGAGCUUCUAGCCUGAGACAAUAAAGGAAAU